Messenger RNA from Peromyscus leucopus (white-footed mouse), 6412 nucleotides. It is a transcript of the gene Tram2, whose product is annotated as translocation associated membrane protein 2. Lineage: Eukaryota; Metazoa; Chordata; Mammalia; Rodentia; Cricetidae. The coding region runs from base 107 to 1222 and encodes 371 amino acids. The record is from RefSeq and is a predicted model, not a curated record. The transcript is spliced from 11 exons. Gene Ontology annotation, biological process: SRP-dependent cotranslational protein targeting to membrane, translocation; protein insertion into ER membrane. Gene Ontology annotation, cellular component: endoplasmic reticulum membrane.
CGCUGGGCAGCGGGGCUGGCGGGCGGACCGGGCCGGGCCGGAGAAGUUUUCACUGCGGCUGCUGAGCGAGGGUGCGGGCCCCGGCUGGCAGUGCACGCCCGCUGCCAUGGCUUUCCGUAGGAGGACGAAAAGUUACCCGCUCUUCAGCCAGGAGUUCGUCAUCCACAACCAUGCAGACAUCGGCUUCUGCUUGGUGCUCUGCGUCCUCAUCGGGCUUAUGUUCGAGGUCACAGCCAAGACUGCCUUCCUAUUUAUUUUACCUCAGUAUAAUGUUAGUGUGCCUACAGCAGACAGCGAGACAGUCCACUACCACUAUGGCCCAAAGGACCUGGUCACCAUCUUGUUCUACAUCUCCAUCACCAUCAUCUUGCACGCUGUGGUCCAAGAGUACAUCUUAGACAGAAUCAGCAAACGGCUUCAUCUCUCCAAGGCCAAACACAGCAAGUUCAAUGAAUCUGGACAGCUGGUCGUCUUUCAUCUCAGCUCCGUGGUGUGGUGCCUCUAUCUGUUGGUAACGGAAGGAUACUUAACAAACUUGAGAAGCCUCUGGGAAGAUUACCCGCACGUGUACCUCUCCUUCCAGGUGAAGUUCUUCUACUUAUGCCAGCUGGCCUACUGGCUGCACUCCCUACCCGAGCUUUACUUCCAGAAGGUGCGGAAGGAAGAAAUCCCCCGCCAGCUGCAGUACAUUUGCCUGUAUCUGCUUCACAUCGCUGGGGCGUACCUCUUGAACCUGAGUCGCCUGGGCCUGAUCUUGCUGCUGCUUCAAUACUCCACCGAGUUCCUUUUCCACAUGGCCCGGCUCUUCUACUUCGCAGAUGAGAACAACGAGAGGCUGUUUAACGCCUGGGCUGCCGUGUUUGGGGGCACACGCCUCUUCAUCCUCACUCUCGCCGUCUUGGCCAUCGGCUUCGGAUUGGCUCGGGUGGAAAACCAGGUGUUUGACCCCGAGAAAGGGAACUUUAACACCUUGCCUUGCAGGCUCGGCAUGCUGCUGCUGGUGUGUGUUGUCCAGGCCUGGCUCAUGUGGCGCUUCAUCCACUCGCAGCUGCGGCACUGGCGGGAAUACUGGAAGGAACAGAAUGCCAAGCGCAGACUCCCAGCCGCUGCCCCCAGGCUCCCAGCCAGGCCUAUCAAGAGGGAACCUGGUUACCAUGAAAAUGGCGUGGUGAAAGCAGAGAACGGAACCUCCCCACGGACUAAGAAACUCAAGUCUCCCUAAGGCCAAAGUGCUGAGAACAGGAUCCACUGGGUGAGGGCCCAGCAGGGAGGCAAGAGACCCUGGCCCCCAGCUCAGCCUCUCUAUCCUCCUAGCCCGGCUCCAUCUCCAUCAGCAGAAACCUUGGCAUCAAAGGGGGAGUCAGUCUCUACCUUCUUGGCUUUCUCUUCUUCCAUAAACCAUUCUCAAUAAAACCAAAAACCUUCCUCUCUCGCUCCCUUGGGCCACCUCGUGGCCUCACCUCUGUCCUGUACUCUAGGUCUUCUCAGACGCCUAGAUUUUCCUAGCCGUCUUUCUCGCUUGCCUCUUUCUCUUCCUUCAUGGCUACUUCUGUUUCUCCUCACUUCCUGACUUUAAUGUGCAAUUUCUCUGAUAUUUUACACCGAGAGGGAGCUAAGAUUGCAGUCCUGUCCAUCAGUCCCAGGACCUGUCCGCCUGGAAGCCUCUUGCCAAGGAGCUUCCCCUAGAGCUGGUGGCCGAUCCUCGGUGGCCCCUGUGUGGAUGGAUGGGCAGGAGGAGGAAAGGCCAUCCCUCUCGGACCACAAUAUUCUUGGUGCUGACUGACUGACAAGAUGUAGGACUGUGGUUCUACACGUCCUGUCCCGAAGUGGUUUGCUUUGGGACGCAGUGACUUAAUCCAGAAAGACAGUGUUAAUUAACUGUUGAGUCCCAGGACUCCAAAGAGCUUCCAGCAUGCUGCGUUUGAGUUGGAAACCAGCCUGCCUUCACUCUGGGGGGUGGGGUGGGGGGCGGGGGAAUGUGCUAAGAAGGACGUGCCUUCCCACUUCCGUCUCAAGAGCAAAGCGUGUUGAACGGCUUGCCUCUUCUGGAAAGGUGGCUGGACGAGAGAGACAGAAGCGUCUAUCUGGAACUUUCUCCAGCAUACCAGCCGACGUACUUCCUUAACCCAUCCACCAGCGUCUAAAACCAAACCAAACAGCAGUUACAAACCUGCCCCCAUCAGAGGCCAGACACACAACCUAGACGUCAUCUCUCUAGCUGCAGAAACGUGAAGCCUCCGGCCCCGUGUGGUCCCCCACCCACCCACCGGUGUCCCGUGGAGGGUCACCUGGCCACCCUUCCUCUGGCCUCACCUGAGUGUUCUUUAAAAUCGUGUCAUUUGCUGACGCCUGAUAACGGGAUGCCUCAGGGUCACUCUUCCGGCUGUGUGAGCAGACACAGCCACGUCCACAGGAGUCCACGGCUCCAUUCCCUUCAGUGUUCCUUCUCCUCUCUUCUACCUGAAGAUGUGGUCACCAGGUCCUUGUGGUACCUUGUGAGGACUUCCAGAAGGGCGGCGGGCUUCAAAGGGCCCCUGAACUCCGUGCUGGUGUAGGGGAGCCGUUCUUGGUGACAGAGGAAUGUUAACGUUAACCUGAUUACGCUGGUCGUCUUCUGACAUCGUAGUAGAGACCAGAGCUUGAAUUUGUACCCAUAAACAGGGAGAUGGGUCCUUCAUCAAGGCAGCUCCCCUCUCCGAGUCACUAACAAUGUAUGUAAGGUCUAACUUACCAGUAUUUGAGGAAUUUGCUUCCAAACAUCAUUGUGGCAUUUCCCCCCUCCCUCUAUGUCCAGAAUAAGGGUACAGAAUAGGGAUGAGAUCCCCUUGGCUGCUUCUGCAUGUGCUUGGGAAGCCAGACAGAAUUUUGAAAGUAUCUUUCUCCGUUCUCUGCCUCUCCUGCCCUGGCUCUUCCCUGGGCAACCCCCACAGAGUUGACCUGGCCCUUUUUAAGCCAGUACAGCCCAUCUCUCCUGGGGGUGAUUUUAAUUGAGCUUAUGCUUCUGACACUGCCUAGAGCUGGGUGGAGGUUCAGCCAGUGGUCCCCAAAUUCACCUCAUCCUAUUAGUCUCGGUGUCCUCCUGGACCCUCCCCAAGCUAUGUCACUGGCAGGACCUUGCCAGCUCUCGGCAAGAGCUUUGUCCCCAGGCUGAGCUGUUGAUAUUUGUGGCGAGCAUGUGAUCUUAUGCGGUGGUCUUAGAGAAACAGAGGUACAAAGAGCAGCUGAUGUCUUGGAGGCAGCAGCCCUGUCCCUGUGUGUGGGUUUUUGUUGUUCUUUCCUGGGACACUUGGAAGCCUGACAUGCUGUGGCUUCAUUCCUUACAUGUCUUGCAAGCUUCCUGUGUAGCUAGUCUGUUGGAUGUCUUACCAGGAAUCCAAUGGCUGGCAUGGAUGUAGUCUCUUCUAGAACAUAAGGGUUUUGUCAGUGGUUAGGAGUUCGGACAGUGUUCAUUUUCAGAGAAAAGGCCUGAGACCAAGGGCAAUUACCUCAUCAGCCUCGACUUCAGGGGUGUUUGGGGGCUUAGGAGAACCAUAGGCUACUUUCUCAUCCUCCUCCCCCCCAGCCUCUCUGGCAUUGAGACUUUGGUAAGUUGGCACACAUCCUGCUGCCAGAAUUACAGUGACUAAGUUCCACAUCAUCCUGAGAGCAUGCAGGCUAGCUUGUUCUAAUAUGGGCACUGUGGCCUCAUUUGAAGUCUCUCCUGUCCCCAAGGUGCCACAACCUUAGUGAAGGCCCUGCCAUGCUCCUCCAAGUUGAAGAUGCUUAGCAGCAUCCACCAAGACCCAGAAGAUGCCAAUCUCUACCUCAGCAGCCACUGCCUGUCUGUCAGCAUCCCUGGGACGCCAGCAGGCCUCUGUGGCAGGAGUGGUGGAUGGAGAGUUCCCUGCUGCCCGUUGCCCUGCGCAGAGGUUUGGUGAUGGGACAGUUAUUUACAAGUUGUCCAGGGGGGCACCUACACUAUGAGUAAGCUCUGUGUGCUCCUCCUACAGCCCAGUGAUCCCGGGGAAAAGAGAAGCAGACCAAAGCCAGGAAGGGAGGCUUUCUGCCAUUCUAGUCGGCCCUAAUCCUGUGUGCCUAAAUGGUUGUGGACAGCACCAUGUGACCUGUCUAAGGGUGAACUUAAAUCACUUAAAUUUAGAUGCUACUGACACUAUGCUUUUUUGGAGUACCUGGGACCAUAAGAGUCCAUGAAGGUGGAGACCUCCUUCCUAGGCCCCAUUGGCAUAUUUUCCUAAGUGAUUAAAAAAAAAGAAUGGGAGCAGAAAGAGUGCAUUCUCCAAAAAGUCUACAAUGCUCACUUAGAUUCCACGCAUCCUUAAAGAAACCCACCGGCUCUUUCAGCUAGGCAAGGCCUUUGUGUGUAUUUGUUUUUAACGGGCUUGAGCCUUCCCAGUGGGGUCUGCAGAAGUCUGCCGUGGGAGGAAGCAGAGGGUCUAGGCAUAGCUAACUUUCUCUGCUUAAGGGCCUCCGUGUCUCCAGCAGACACAUUUGCAUUCUUGAUCUCUGGCCUCUGUUCUUCACGGCUGUGGAAAGGACCUGAAUAAGGCCUGGGGGGGUCAGGACAGUGAGGUGGUCCUCCCCCUCCCACAGCCUCCCGGGCUUGCAGGUUCUUUCUUCAAAAGAGGAGUAGUAUCAAUGUCAGACUUUUGGAGACAUCUAUAGGAUCCCUCUCCAGCCCGUGGUUAGCAUUAGGAGGAUGCUGUCGCCGACUUCUCACCCUUCACCCUGCUCCUUGUGCAAGGGUUAAUUCCAUCAUGCACCCUUUCGAAGCCCUGCAGAUGAGAAGGGAAGUCAUCCCGAGCAGACUCUGCAAACUCGCUGUUCUUGUCCUCAGCAGUUCCUUGUUCUUUUGUGUAAAAAGUGCCUUAUAUUGCCUUGUGGCCUUGACUGGUACUGUAUGGCCAGCUCCCAACUGCCAGGGCUCUAGGGCUGACCGGCAUAUGCAGCCAAUGACACCAUACCUCAGCACAGCUCCAGGUUAAAGGGACAUGGGUUGACAGUUUUGCCUCACUCGUUCUGACCCUCUUCUCCCUCAUGCUUAGAUCUCUCGUGUGUUCUCCUCUUUGUCUCUGGCUUCCCCUUGUCUGUUGCCUUUGGGCUUGGCUGGGUGGCUACGGAAGCCCGUGAGGUGGCCCAGCAGCAGGCACCUAUGUAAUAAGGGAAGCCUGGGGGUUGGGAAGAAGGUCACCCCUUUGUACCUCUGGCCCUCUGUGGCAAGCCCUGCUCUUCCAGUCUCCUCACCACCACCCCAGGUUAGAAAGAGCAUCCUCUUCCCGCCUGUUUUACUUCCAGGUAGCCCAAAGUUUGUAUGAGGAGCGCGUUCACUUGUACUCCUGGUUCCAAGUCGUAGCUCAUCGGUAACCUGCUUGAGUACCUUUCUUUGGCCUGGUAGCUGCAAAGCACCUGGGUUCCUGUCAGGGUUACCUUGGGUUCCUAGCACCAACACCCUCCCUGACCCUUGCCUGCCUGCCUGUUCCUGCUCCUGCUCCUCCUCCUCCUGCUCGCUCCUCCUCCUCCUCUUCUUCCUUCUCCGGGUUGUGCAAUAACCCUCCCAGCCAGUGGUCUUUCCCACAGGCCUUUGUCCCUUACUGUAUCCUGCAUAGUGGGAGAGAGGGGACCCAUGGGAGAGGUAGUCAUCAUCCCUUACACCUGUCAGUCCCUUCCCUUCCUUAUAUUGCUGUCAGUCUCAUGAUCCUGGGUGGGUUUCUGUGGCAACCCUGUAGAAUGUGUAGUAUCAUCUUAGAAAUUCUUAUAUUGUUAAAAAAAAAAAAAGUUGAAAAAAAAUCCUCAGACUGGGACAUUAUCACUGUCUGGGAAUAAGGUCUGCUCUGGUAUUGCCGGCAUCACUGUCACCGCUGAAGGCAUUCCAGAGUUUCUUGUUCCUGUGGGGAGGAUAGAGAUUUUUUUUUUCCCCAACAAUCAGCCGCAGUGGUGAGCCCUGUCCCCACCCAGGACCUGGCUGUGGCGGUGAGUGCCGUCAUUCUUCUGGGUACAGAUUAGCGCACGUGAUGAAACCUCACUUUUCAGUUUCUCUGUUUAACAAGCACCCGAAGAACGAGCUGAGGAGCUGGUGCCCUGCGCAACUCAUAAUGCAAAUGUGGACACAUUGACUGUUUUUCUACAUUAGCCUGUUUCGGGUCACGGACCAAAUUCAACAAGGAACUCAAGGAAAAACGUGUACCUGCGUAUUUAUGCUUUCAUGUAAAAGGGUUGGGGGGAGGGAUGUCUUUAUUUUUGGUGACAUUUUUUUUUUUCAAAGUCCCUUUUCCUAUGUUUCUGUCUGGUUUUGGAAACAAGCUACAGUUUUGUAUGGAUUUUUUUAAAUGUACAUUUUGAAACAGAUGAUCAAAUAUUUUCUGAAAUACCUGAAUAAAGGGCAUAGAAUUAUUGGUGGUAACGGUUUCUGAUAGAA